ACCCUCUUCCUCUUCUCCCAUCAUGGCGUCCAUCGAUGGCGCCGGUCGACCUCGCGCGCCCUCGCUCUCGCGCGGGCUGAGUCAACUCAACACCUACACCGACGGCGCCGUCUCUCCCGUAGACGCGACCAAGCUGCCGGGCGACAACGUCGGCGCGGCCAUCUCCACGCCCGCGCAGACGGUGGGCAAGAAGGGUGCCAAGGGAAAGGGGGCAAAGGCAAAGAAGGAGAAGGGAAAGGCUUCGAUUGAUGAUGGCAAAGACCGCUCGAGCAAGGGUCUGCUUAGUGAUAUCGUCACGUUCCGAUGGAUGACGGUGCCCGCUUCAUCUGCCAAGAUCGCAGGUCUCGUCCUGCUGCUUUGGGUCAACUGGCGUCUCUUCACUCCCUCCACUCCCAAUCCCUUCUCCUACUUCCUCUUCAUCUCCCACCGCGUCCCUCUUUCCGCUGUCCUCCUGUCCGAGCCCUCGGCAGCGCUCAGCGGCGACACGAUUCGCUAUCAAAAGGGCUACGGCGACCUCGCCUUUCUCGCCUUCUACAUCGUCGUCUUUUCCUGCCUGCGGCAAACGACGACGCUCUACGUCUUCCUGCCGUUUGCCAAGUGGUGGGGCAUCAAGAAUGAGCGCAAGCAGGAGCGCUUUGUGGAGCAGGGCUAUGCUCUGCUCUAUUGGGGAUCUGCGGGCCUGUUUGGACUGUACGUCAUGUCCUUCCAAGAGUCGUGGUGGUUCAAUCUCGAGCAUCUGUGGCUCAAGUACCCGCACUGGCAAAUGCGUCCUGAGCUCAAGACGUACUAUCUCCUGCAAGCCUCCUACUGGCUGCAACAGGCGCUCGUCAUGCUUCUGGGCCUCGAGGCGCCUCGGAAGGAUUACUAUGAGCUGAUUGCGCACCACCUGGUGACGCUGUGGCUCAUUGGAUGGUCCUACCUCGUCAACCUCACCAUGAUCGGCACGACCGUGUUUGUCUGCAUGGACAUUCCCGACACUUGGCUUGCUAUGGCGAAAGGCUUCAACUAUCUCGGCCUGGACGGGCUCGCUACUGCGCUGUUCGGCUGCUUGAUGUUCAUCUGGACUUAUUUCCGCAUCUAUCUCUCCGCCUUCACGCUCUACUCGGUCUGGUAUCAAUUCGACCUCAUCCCCUCGCACACUCGCGAGUGGGCGCCCGCCAAAGGCUGGUGGCUGGUGCCGUGGAUGCGCUAUCAGAUUUUUGCGCCCCUCGCCAUUCUGCUCGCGCUCAACUGCUUCUGGUAUGCGCUGAUGUGGCGCGUCAUGAUCCGAGCACUCAAGGGAGAUGUGUCGGAUGAGAGAGAGGAUGGAGAGUACGACGAUGAGGAAGAGGAGAAGAAGACGCAGUGAACACGCAG
Tilletiopsis washingtonensis is the source of this 1356-nucleotide messenger RNA. RefSeq names its product longevity assurance proteins LAG1/LAC1. The transcript has 8 exons. Lineage: Eukaryota; Fungi; Basidiomycota; Exobasidiomycetes; Entylomatales. Gene Ontology annotation, biological process: ceramide biosynthetic process. Gene Ontology annotation, molecular function: sphingosine N-acyltransferase activity. The record is from RefSeq and is a predicted model, not a curated record. Bases 23 to 1348 code for a protein of 441 amino acids. Gene Ontology annotation, cellular component: membrane.